ACCACCGAAUGUAAUGCCUCGUGAAGUGUGAGCAUGCGCAGUGCAGAGCUGUGGCUAUGCCGUUUCAGUCGGAUUGUUUUGCUUUGGGGGAACUGGUGAGGGUCUGAUGGAGGAGUGUGAGCAGGUCAGUGGAGGUGAGGAGGAGGAGGCAGGAGCAGGUGAAGCCAUGCUCUGGUCCAUCCAGGAGGCUCUGGAGAGGCAGACCCUGCAGAUAGGAGCGUCUGCCUGCGGGGCCACAGCAGUGGUGGACGUGCUGAAGGCCCUCGGUGUCAGUGUGGCCCCAGAGGAAGUGGACAGCUGUGUUCAGACACGCCUCAGGAGGAAUGAGUCCCCACUGCCUGACUACCUGCUGUCCCGGAGUGAAGCCGGUGCGACUCACGCUCAGCUCAUCUCAGGAGCAGAGGAGGCCAGUAAAGGGAAGGUGGUGGGCCACUUCUUCCACCUCCACCCUCGGCGACGGGUCAACCUGGUCCCCUGGCUCGCACGCUGGAUCCGCAGGGGGGCCGUACCCAUAGCGACCAUGAACAUGCAGCUGGCUGUACCCGAGGGGGAGGAGUUGCCCGACGCCUGGCACCACCAGCUCAUAUUCGGCGUCGCACCCAACGCUGUGUUCAUGACCAACCCUUUAGAUGUAGUCAGUGAGGAUGAGGUGCAUCAACGCCUCUGCAGUGAAUCUGUGUUGCUGAUUCGCAGAGAAGACGUGUUGCAGCGUCUGACUCCUGACUGCUGUCUAUCCGACCUCAUGGACCACUGUGACCCGCGUUGGAGGGACCUGGAUGUCCAGGGUCAGGUGAAGCAGAUGGCUGAGGAGGAGGAGGAAGAGGAAGACAAUUUAACACAUAUCAAGAUUCCGGCAGCGUACAGGUCAGGCAUCACACUAUUCGCUCUGCGGCACUCACACUUAGGACAAGAACUCCUGGACAGUCCUGAACUCCCACUGCUGUGACUGGACUAUCAAACAGGAACAAGAAUUGUAACUUGAAUAUUUAUUUUGAUAUGAGGACGUUACUCAUCUGCUGUGAUAAUAAAAGUGACACCUGUUGAUAACCUUCAGAAAAGCAUGUGUCCUUGUAAAUUAAACCAUUGUUGCAAACAUUACAGCAACUUCAUGUGUUCUACAAAUGUGCGAAAACUGCUUCCUGUCACCAGUAUUUCAGCAUUUAUUAUUUUUGUAAUGUAUUUGGUUUUAAUACUGAUGGCACUGAAGACUCAAAUUAUUUCUUCUUCAAUAACUACAUGCAAAUUUUCCUUUUGGUGCUACUCAAACAAAAUGAGUUACAUUUCCUUGGGUUUGUAAACUAAAUUCAGUUGUUUGAGAGUACAGCCUAACUAGUGCAAUUUUGGACAGUAUGUGUGUGACUGCCUGAUGACAGUGACCACAGAUGAGUACAUUUUCACUGUUUUAUGUCAAAGGUCAAAUUAAAGAAAAUCCAGUGGGUUCACAUGGGAUUUAAAAAAAA
Molecule: messenger RNA, 1460 nt
Organism: Sphaeramia orbicularis (orbiculate cardinalfish)
Lineage: Eukaryota; Metazoa; Chordata; Actinopteri; Kurtiformes; Apogonidae
Exons: 5
Coding region: 107-946 (279 amino acids)
Source: RefSeq, a predicted model, not a curated record